This is a messenger RNA of Esox lucius (northern pike), 4331 nucleotides long. RefSeq names its product sorting nexin 25 (gene snx25). Bases 701 to 3598 code for a protein of 965 amino acids. The transcript is spliced from 19 exons. Gene Ontology annotation, molecular function: phosphatidylinositol binding. NCBI's taxonomy places the organism in Eukaryota, Metazoa, Chordata, Actinopteri, Esociformes, Esocidae. Gene Ontology annotation, cellular component: intracellular membrane-bounded organelle; early endosome membrane. The record is from RefSeq and is a predicted model, not a curated record.
UCCGUAACAAAGCUCAUUGCUGUCGCCUCACCUACAUAGGUGUCAUCAGCUGUGUCGGUGGAUUUUUUUGAAUUAUUAAAUAUCGAGUAGCGUCUGUUUUAGGUAACAAGCAAGCUAGCUAGCAUUGAAGUGCAUAUAACAGCUAGAUAUAGGUAAAUUAUGAUGGAGUGUGUUAGCAAUUAGCACAAUUGCUACCGUUACCUGUGGACAGAUCCUUUUGGUAUCAUGUCGCUUGCUAGCUAACUUUAGCUAAAGAAGCCUUAUUCACCUUUCGACUUUGUCGAGCUGUAAACGCAAUGUAAACUUGCUAGGUAAUUUAACGAUAAUAAGCGUACAUGCUCGCUAUUUUUAGCAUUUCGCAUAUAAACUAGCUAAAUAACCUAGCAAGUAGGUUAGCUGUAAUAUAUAGGCAGCUGGCUAGCUUGCUUUGACUAUUUUAGGUGGAAUAACGGAACCUUGCUAUACAUUGCAAAGCUUUAGUAACACACACUAACUAGGUUCAUAGCAUGACGUCAAUGCCUAUACCAUUAAAUGGACCGAGACUAACAGCAAGGGAAUGUUUUUUCAUCUCUAAUAUCCCAUGUCCAUAUUUGGGUGCCUUUUCUCCGUGAAGGGUCAAUCCUAUUGAAUGAAGAUCCAACUGCGAGGAACACAAAGCCUGUCCUCUUGUCGGCGUUGAGGAGAUGUCAUUGACAGCAGCAUGCAUUUUGCUGGCAGGAGCAGCAGCAGCACCGAUGCCCCCAUGUCUAGCACCGUCUCCAUCGGUUCCUCUUUUCGUUUCUUGCCUGCUAUCAGCUUGGGAAUCAUCGCAGCAUUACUUUUUCAGUUUGGAUAUGGAGGGCUCACCAUAACGUCAUUUUUUCUGAAGCUUUUUAUUUAUAUCUCGUUUGCCUUGCUGUGCUUCUUGUUGGGAAGCUUUGGUCUCCUUGUGAAGAAAGGUCCACCUAAAAUUAGCAGAUUUGAAACUGCCAAGAGACAGUCUACUUUCCUUUUGGAGUUGUUUAACAAAUUAAUGGGAAGGUUCACGGUGCCCCUUUUGGAUUCUGCACAGACAAGAAGAGUGGUGAUAUCACACAAUGUGGACAAGGCCCUCAAAGAAGUGUUUGACUACAGUUACCGGGACUAUGUACUGUCCUGGUAUGUGCCGCUGAGCCGCGAUGAGGGUCAGCUCUAUCAGAUGCUGUCUGAGGACUUCUGGGAGAUGGCCAAGCAGCUCCGGGGCCGCCUGGCCAACAUUGACAUGGUCAACAUGGUCUGCAACGACACCGUGAAGACCCUCCAUACCCACUUCUGUGACCUCAAGAUGGCCAACACCAGACAGGAGGAGUUGCCCAAGCCCUUCCCCCUUCACCCGUGUCUACAGAGCCCAGAGGAGGAGCUGCGCUUCCUGCGUUGCUGUGCCCGCCUCCUCAUGCUGUGCCUGCUGCCCACGCGCGAUGCCCGUGCCUACAGCCUGCGUGUGGUGCUGGUGGAGGUCAUCACCACCAAAGUGCUGAAGCCCCUGGUGGAGGUGUUGAGCGACCCGGACUUCCUGAACCGCGUGCUGCUGUCUCAGCUGGAGCACCGCGAGCAGCUCAACGAGCACCAUAAGAAGGCCUACACAUACGCCCCAUCAUACGAGGAGUUCAUCAAGCUCAUCAGCUCCUCUUCAGACAUCGACUUCCUCAAACAGCUCAGGUACCAGAUCGUGGUGGAGAUCAUUCAGGCCACGACUAUCAGCAGCCUCCCCCAGUUAAAGAAACAGAAAGAAAGUAAAGGGAAGGAGACUGCAGCCAUGAAGGCGGACCUGCUCAGAGCACGUAACAUGAAGCGUUACAUCAACCAGCUCACCGUGGCCAAGAAACAGUGUGAGAAACGCAUCCGUCUUCUGGGGGGCCCCAACUACGAACAGCAGGAGGAGGGCUCCACGGAGGAGGGAGAUGGACCCCAGAGCCAGAAGAUCCUACAGUUUGAGGAGAUCAUGUCCAACCCAGGGUUCCGGGAGCACUUCCGUGUCUACAUGGAGCGAGUGGACAAGAGGGCAUUAAUCAGCUUCUGGGAGCUAGUGGAAACCCUCAAGACUGCCAACAAGAACGAAGUUCCUCAGCUGGUUGGUGAGAUCUACCAGAACUUCUUUGUGGAGAGCAGAGAGAUCCCUGUGGAGAAGGCCUUGUACAAGGAGAUCCAGCAGACCCUGGUGGGAAACAAGGGUACUGAUGUGUUCCUCCGGAUCCAGGGAGAUGUGUAUGAGACCAUGAAGGAACGCUACUACCCCUCGUUCCUGGUCUCUGACCUCUAUGAGAGGCUCAUCAGAAGAGAGGAGCAGCGCUGUAGCUCCCAGUCCAGCAGCGAGGACAAGGAUGAAGGGCUUCAAGUCCUGGAGGGAGGAGAGGAGGCUCUGGAUGAGGGCACUAAAGGCAUCAAUGAGCAGGCUAGCUACGCUGCCAACAAGCUUCGCCAGCUCUACGACAAGCUGGAGUACAAACGGCAGGCCUUAGGCUCCAUCCAAAACGCCCCCAAGCCAGACAAAAAGAUUGUGUGUAAGCUGAAGGAAGAGAUCGGGACCAUGGAGAAGGAGCACAGCGACCUGCAGCUACACAUCUCUCGCACAGACUGGUGGUGUGAAAACCUGGGGUCAUGGAGAGCCCUUAUCACAACAGCUGAGACCGUAGAGGAGAACGGGGAGCAGAUGCCAUGUUACUGUGUCUCAGUGAGCCUGCUGGAGGGAGAUGACUCAAAGAACAGCCGCUGGAGUGUCACCAGGAAGCUCAUCGAGUUCCAGGCCCUGCACCGGAAACUGACUGAGUGUUUCCCCAGCUUGAAAAAAGUCCAGCUCCCCUCAGUUAGUAAACUGCCAUUCAAGUCGAUUGACCAAAAAUUUCUUGAGAAGUCCAAAAACCAGCUCAACACAUUUUUGCAAAAAAUGCUGACAGACGAGCGGAUGUGUCAGAGUGAGGCGCUCUAUGCCUUCCUCAGCCCUUCCCCAGAGCACCUAAAGGUCAUGGACAUCCAGAAGAAGUCCUCUUUUUCCCUGGCCUCCUUCCUGGAGAAACUGCCUGGAGACUUCUUCUCACAUACCGAGGAGGAGACAGAGGAUGACAGUGACCUGUCAGACUAUGGAGACGAGGCAGAUGGGAGAAAAGAUGCCCUGGCUGAACCCUGCUUUAUGCUCAUAGGAGAGAUAUUCGAGCUCAGAGGAAUGUUCAAAUGGGUACGAAAAACACUAAUUGCACUAGUUCAAGUCACAUUUGGAAGGACCAUAAACAAGCAGAUUCGAGACACUGUUAACUGGAUCUUCAGUGAGCAGAUGCUCGUUUGCUACAUCAACAUUUUCCGGGAUACCUUCUGGCCAAACGGGAAACUGGCCCCACAAAUCAAGGCUCGCUCUGACUCAGAACGUCAAGAGACCAAGGAACGAGCACAACAGAAGUUACUAGACAAUAUCCCAGAUGCACUACAGAACCUGGUGGGACAGCAGAACGCCAGGUAUGGGAUCAUCAAAAUCUUCAACGCACUUCAGGAGUCCAAUGCCAACAAGCAUUUACUUUAUGUUUUGAUGGAGAUGAUUCUGAAAGAGCUGUAUCCAGAACUCAACAUGGAGGCAGAUCUCCAAAUCUAAGGCUACGCUUCCCAAAUGGCGCUCUAUUCUCUCACUUAGGUAGAUUACUAUAGGGAAUAGGGUGCUGUUGGGAGUCUGCCUAACUCAAACACUCAGUGAAGUAGAUGGAGGUACUCCUGGAGAUCUAAGUGGGCUUCAGAUAGUUUACAGGGGAACGACAAUGUUUUUGUUCAAACUACAUUUAUUAUUUUCACUCAACAGAUCAUGAAGACAAGCAUAACAUCAACAAAAUGUACUGUUUCAGCACAGUACACUUAAAUGGAUGUUUUCUGUUGUUGUUCUGAGAUACCUUUAUCUGAAUGCACUUGGUUUAUUUAUUGCUCAAACUAGAGAGAUAAGCUUUGGUUUGUUUCUACGCUACAUCUUUUCAGUAGCAGAAUUGUGACAAAUGAAAAAUCAGUUCCACUGCCAAGAGCUGUUGCAAAAAAGCCAGGCUAUUGAUUGACUCCUGUUUGUUUUGGAUCCAGGUAGGACUUACAUAAUGUGAAUAGUGGUGAAAUGAGUGUUGUGCCCAUGACGAAGAAAAAAAGCUGCAUAACGACCUCAGAUACAUUCCUGACCAAUAUGUUACCUGUGCGUGUUCAUUGUAAAACUGCUUCAUUGUGCAAUAUGUCAUGUAAUGUCUGUGACAAUUUUAUUUGUGAUUUAUUGAUAGAUUUUAUUUUUACCAAAAAAAAAUGUUUAGAGCAUUUACAAGCAAUAAAUUGCAAAGACAAAGCACUUGAUUAAUCCA